AAAAAGCUGGUGGGCGAAAGUAGGUUAGCACAUUCAUUAGUCACCGACUUAGAAUUUCUCAUUAAUAUCCUUACUAUUGUAUAUAUUACAUUAUCAUUAUCAUUACAUAUAAGGAGCGCCGCCGCUCCGCCCCUCCUCCUCUUCUCCUCCGUUCGCCUCUUCCUCUUCCUCUUCCUCUCUGUCGAGAUCAUCGUGAUCCUUUACAUCUUCUUAACAAUGGUAUAUCUCGAGCGUUUGCACGAGCGAGCGAUGGAUCGAUCGAGCGAUCCGGACGUGAUGGCCCGGGCGUUCGCGGAGCACUACUGCAAGACGUUCAACGAGAACCGGGCGGCGCUGGGGGCUCUGUACCAGGAAGGGUCGAUGCUGACGUUCGAGGGCGACAAGAUCCAGGGCGCGCAGGCCAUCGUCGCCAAGCUCGCCUCCCUCCCCUUCCAGUUCCACCACAUCUAUACCGUCGACUGCCAGCACUAUGUCCCCCCCCAGGGUGGCUUGCUCGUCUCCGUCUCCGGCGUCAUCCAGCUCGCCGGCGAAAACCUCCGGCAAGAGUGCAUCCAGAUGUUUAAUUUGAUGCCGACGCUUCAGGGGAGCUUCCACGUGCUGAACCACAUAUUCCGUCUAUUCCCUCUGAAUUAUCCGUCUAUUCCCUCUGAAUUAUGCUUGAAGAGUCUGUCAAAGCGUCUAGAAGAUAGCUUUUCCUCCUCUGGAUUUGCUGUGAAGUGACGUUUGUUAUUUCCUUCUUAGCUCGUUUUCGUCUUUGGUUUCCUUUUUUUUCUUUCCUUUUGGUCCGAAGCAUUAUGCUCAAACCUGUUCGAAGACCUAUACAUCAUCUUAUCCUCCCCAUGUUUUAGGGAGGUGGCACAGUGCUUCUCUUAUAAGUAUUGAAGAUUGUUUUUGCUUUUUUUAUCAGUAUUGAAGAUUGUUUUUUUUUUUUUU
Ananas comosus (pineapple) is the source of this 933-nucleotide messenger RNA. Its product is annotated as nuclear transport factor 2-like. The transcript is spliced from 2 exons. The record is from RefSeq and is a predicted model, not a curated record. Gene Ontology annotation, cellular component: nuclear pore central transport channel. Bases 217 to 720 code for a protein of 167 amino acids. NCBI's taxonomy places the organism in Eukaryota, Viridiplantae, Streptophyta, Magnoliopsida, Poales, Bromeliaceae. Gene Ontology annotation, biological process: nucleocytoplasmic transport.